UAUUAACCUGACGGGAAAUUGUCAUCAUUUUGGAAUAGUCUGUAGUUUUAUCUAACUUCGCACGUAAAAGUCUGUAAUUUUAGUAAUCUGCGAAGUGUUUUUCCUAAUUCACAUUAAGAAAGCAUAAUUUUGUUGUACAGCUUUCGUUAUUUGUGCUGCUAUACCCCGUGCCGAUGAAUGCGAGUGCAAAAAGGCGAGGGCAGAACAAAAGUGAAAAUUUUUGCUUCAAGGCUAGGGCAAGAGCUGAUAAGGGAUUGCAUUGCAAGUUAUCCGAAAUUUUCGAGGGUGGUAGCAACGCACUCUAGUGCAGGAGAAAAAUGACGUUGGAUGCUAGCGUUUUACCAUCGGAGCUGGUGACCACCGCUCAACCGCUAGUAGGACUAUCCGGACUGGAUGUACAACGGAAUACUAUCCACAAAACAAUCUGGGAUGCUUUCAACAACGGCAAAAAACCAGAAAGUGAAUCUAUUCAGUAUAAAUUGCUUCCCACUAACUAUGAGUUUCCUGUAUCGAAACCAAAACAUCAGUCAUACGAAUGGUAUCAUCCGAAAGGUAUUCUGAAACGGAACUGGAUGCUAAAGCAUUUACACGUUCUUCCGGCAGUAGUAGUGCUCUUCCAAGAUCUUGAAUGGAACGAUCCGCAAUGGAGUGAAAAGCAGCUGCAAUGUGCAUCGAUCAUUCAAUCACUUAAAAAUUCUCUUCAAGGAAGAAACACUCGGUUGGCUGUGAUAUUGCUGCAAAAGGGAACCGCUGUACCACAGGGAGAAGAUAUGUUAGCAUCCGAACGAGCAGCUCAUCUAACCGGUACCUGCGAUAUUACCGCUAAAAUGCUCUUCGUGCUUCCCCACAAUGACCAUUUGAUGGGUCACAUUUCGAGACUGCAUUCAGCCUUCCUGGAACUUGCUCAGUCCUACUACACUCAGAUGAUGAAGCAGAUCCGUUUACAUCGCGACCAGCUGACGGAUUCUCAUCAAAUACUCAAAAUUCGCCAUCAGUUCAAGCAGGGCUUUAUCUCCGAGCUCAAGUUGGAUCAGUCGAACGCCUUGCGCCAUUACCGCCAAACUUAUGCCAAUCUGGAUGAAAUUCGAAUUAUCGAUACAAACUGUCUCGAAAUCAAAACCGUUGCCGGUUUCGUCAACUACAAAAUCUGCCGAUUAUUCUUCAAGCUGAACGCCCCGAAGGACUCAAUUUCCCACUUUAAAAACCAUAUCAACAAAUACCGGAAUCGAGCCGGCUUCAAGGAGUUACUGUUCGAGCAUUAUGCUUGGCUCAGUGUACAGUAUAGUGCAUUCGGAGAGCUGUUCUGCGAUGCUGUCAAGAAUGGACUGGCACCGCUGCAGACCCAGCACCCGGGAAUCUACUUCCACAAAGCGGCCGAAUAUAUCGGCAAACGGAAGGAAACAUUUUUACAGUGCUCGGCACUGGCCCCGACAAGCGAUGGACCGUCGGGUGUGGUAGGGCAGAAUCUAUCAGUGAACUCCAAUUCGGCCCUGUACAGCGAUUUCUUCGGAAUUCGAGGCACGAAAACUGGCGAACCGGUGUCGGAACAGCACAUAAUUUGCUUGGUGCAGGAUAUGGAAAAAGCCUACAAUCACUCAGCCACCAUCAUAACGCUGCUGGGUCAGGCAAUGGCCCAGUACAAGGUGUACAAGUGUCUACGGUUCCGUAAGAAACUAGCCAUCGACAUGGCCGAAGAGUAUUUGAAGUGUGGUGACUAUUCAAAGGCACUCACACUGUACUCACUGAUGCUGUCCGACUACCGGGUGGACAAGUGGUACACAAUUUUCACCGAGGUUCUGCUGAAAACGCUCCGAUCAGCUUAUCUGUCAGCGUCGGUACCGGACUUUGUUGCCUGUAGCAUCGAAGCCCUGUCGCCAAGAAUCGCCAUGGAAAAAGCCGACCGUAUUCUAAUCCUAGAGAAUCUAUGGAAGGUCUUCCAUAAUGUGUCACCAGUAUCCAGCAGUCAAAUUGCACCGGAAUUAUGUACCAGUUGGCAUACGGCACUUACUAGUUUUAACACACCAAUCAAGCUUGAUCUUGAUCGAUUGAACGAUCUACUGGAAUGUAAAAUCAGUUUCGAAAAACGACAGAUUAGGAACGACGAGAAACUGCAUUUGCAGUUGUACGUUCGAUCCAUUGUAGAAGUUCCUUUAAAGUUGAAAAACUUUUCCGUUCUGCUGACAGAUUUAAAAUCUAGUUCGGUGCGUGUGCCUGCGACUGAGUACUGUGAGUACGUUCCAUCGGAAGGCCUAGAACCAACGAGUCUGAAACCGAUCGAAGAAUUUAUUCUAGAACCGCAAAAAUGCUACCGCAUACUGUUCGUUGGGGAGCGUUACCAAUUCAUGGAAAAUGUAGAUGUACACAUCUUUAGACUGGAAGUACAGAUGGGUACCGACCGCACCUUCGCUAUCCUAUCGAAACGGGAAAAGCUGAAUGUACAGGGUGUCUUCAAAAAUUACAAUCCCCAUCGAGAUUGUAUGGAGCAGAUUUCGGUCAUCAGCUCAUGCUACAUCAUUCCGACGUUCCAUUUGGGAUCACAAACGAAGCAGAACAGUCAACCGAUGCUGACGAACGAGUUCUACAAAGUUACUACGAAAAUUAUGAACAAUUCGGAUCUUUGCCUGCAAAAUAUCGGAAUUAGCAUCAGUGUUCCUCAAGCGUUGCGAAACAGUGUGUUCCUUACAACCGAUCUAAGUCAUCCGCUGCAGAAGAUCACCUCCAACGUCCAGAUUGACAUCGGUGAGCUGCAGAUGCAAUCUUCUACGGCAAUUUCAUACUACGCAACCAGUCUGGUCGAAGGCAAUAUCGAACUGCGUCAGCGAUUGUUCUACCAAACAGAGAAUCUGCAUCAAACGAAGGCUGCAGUGGUCGAUUCUCCGUCGACACCGAACAGCGAGAAAGAAGAUCUAGCAAAACUGCUAGCCAGCGACCGGGGCGGCUUGAAAUACAACACUAACCAUAAUAUCAAAAUAGAAUAUCUGAACGAUGAUCAGGUCCGAAAAAUUAAGGAAGACACCGUUGUGUUACCAUGCGUAGAGGAAUUCAAGCUUGUCGGUCGUUUUUAUACGCUUAGUCGAGAACCGUUGGUGAAAGCCUAUAGGAGCGAAGAUUUCAUUCUAAGAGUCAAUAUGGAAGUCAACGCACCGGACGGAUUAGACAUUCUGGAAACAGUGUUUCUGAGUGAUCAUAACAUUAUGGAAAAGCCUUACAAGGGACAGCAGCGGAUUGUUGGGACGAAGUUAUGUCAAAGUACACGCUUCGAAGACCUUCGAAUAUUGAAUCCAUCCAACUGCAGCCGGGAUUGGAUAACACAAAGUGAUUAUCUUAACAACGAUGUUCGACUGGCGUUCAGUCGAAGUCGCACACCGGAUCAUGGUACCAGUGGCGGCUGUCCGUCGAUACCACCUUCCAGACUUCAAACGGACGAUCAAUACAAUCGGAGCCUGCUGGCCAAGCUUCCCACUAACGCAACCAUUAUCGGUAGCACCAAUGCCAAUCUAUCGAAUCAGUUGAACCUACCACUAACCAGUACUUCGUCCAAUUCUUCUAUCAAUAAUGCUGCCUCUGCGGGAUCGUCACCGUUGCCUCCUGCACAACUGCAAUCAGGACUGAUGACAUCAUCCACGGGGAGUGCGGACGAUUUCAAGGUCCGACCAUUACCUACGUCAACGACGACCCCCGGUGAUGACCAACAGCUGCGAGAUGAUUUCGCCAAAGGUUCGUCGCGUUCGAAAAAUAUUUACAAUCAAGCAAUAGACUGUGUUCAAUUGACUAAUAACGAACGAAACGGGUUCAUCAAUGCCAACCUAAGCUCGCUGACGGGUAGAGCACGAAGUUUGGAACCAAGCGGAAGCGACGCGGCAGCGGGUGACAAGCACGAACGAGCACUCAUUUUUGGAGUCUACUGUAUUCGGUGGUGCCGAAGCUGUUCGCCUAAUGUGAUCAACGAAUCAAAGUUUGUGAUCAACGGUAUUGAAGUGAUUGAUCCGUCCCUCAAUUUGUACUGCUACUUGGAGGAAAAAAUGUACGUCCGCGUUCCAAUGACCCUUCGAAUCACACUGAAGAAUUCAACGCGAAAGAUUCUCCACCUACAGGCCGUUCUUAACAGUUCCGACAGUUUCAUGUUUUCCGGACAUCGGCAGCUGACAGUAACGAUAUUUGCCUUCUCGACGUACGAUUUGCUGUUCAUUCUGUACCCGUUGAAAGCAGGAUGGCAACCACUGCCCGAACUACAGCUCGAGUACGUAAGCCAUGGCGGUACCACACUCAGUAAUCAAACGGGAACCCAAUCCGGUGGAGUAGUUUCGGGGCAUGGCUCUGGCGAGAUCAGUAUCACUCAAACGGGCGAAGCAAUCGAAGCAGCUAAUGAUAGUUUCGAAAAUCAGCUGAAGGCCGAACUCGAUUCGCUGGUCAAACGAUGGAUGCCUAAGACCGUGUUCAUUCAUCCUCCCACACGCAACUGAUGAAGAUGGCUAACGUGUAUAGCAAUAAUGCCUUGACUAUUUUUAUCGUAUAUCUGUUUCGUCAGAACAAGAAGUCCUUGGUCGCUACAUAAUACUGUUUUUUUUUUUAAUUUUCUGAUAAACUUUCUUAGCAAAAGCAUCAAACAAAUCUGAAAAGUAAUAUAUUAGUUGUUAUUUGAUUAACAGAUAGAAGGUUCAUCAGUGAUCGAAACAUGUGGAUUCCAAUGAAUGAAAGCAAUUGGAUUGUUCAGCGGUGAAUAGUUUGAAAACUAGACGUAAACUGUGUUAUAUGUAUAUAUUCCAAAAAUAGUCAUAAACUAUCGGAUAACACAUUGAAUGAUAGGGUUGAUGCACUUUUGAAAUAGUCGUAUGUAGAAAUUUUUCCAAUCUAGAUAAGCGAAUUGAAAAAAAAACCGUAGAACUACAAACUCCUAGACAGUUGCAAAUGAUAAUUAAGUGUUGGAGCAUGAACAAGAGUUUUGUGUGUUCGACAAGGUUGAAUGCACUAGUUACAAUAUUAUUUAUUGAUUCAAAUUGA
This is a messenger RNA of Malaya genurostris, 5001 nucleotides long. RefSeq names its product trafficking protein particle complex subunit 11 (gene gry). The record is from RefSeq and is a predicted model, not a curated record. Gene Ontology annotation, cellular component: cytoplasm. The transcript has 9 exons. Bases 318 to 4463 code for a protein of 1381 amino acids. Lineage: Eukaryota; Metazoa; Arthropoda; Insecta; Diptera; Culicidae.